Lobosporangium transversale is the source of this 2574-nucleotide messenger RNA. RefSeq lists its product as hypothetical. Lineage: Eukaryota; Fungi; Mortierellomycota; Mortierellomycetes; Mortierellales; Mortierellaceae. Gene Ontology annotation, molecular function: protein binding. The transcript has a single exon. The record is from RefSeq and is a predicted model, not a curated record. The coding region runs from base 106 to 2562 and encodes 818 amino acids.
UCGCCUCCUCCAUCACCAUCUUUGCUACAACGAUCAGGAUCAUUUGGCCUCUGAACACAGCCACCUGCAGGCACUAGCCAAAUGAAUUGAAAUGAUAUCAACCGCAUGUUUCAAAAAACGUGUAGUCUCCUUUUCAUUUUCCUUUCUUUCUUUCCUUCUUUCUUUCCUUUGCCCAUUUUUCCUUACUCCUUUUUUUUUGGGGGCCAGACCAAGGCUUCAGCAAAGAUGUCUUUAUCCAACACCUUUCACCGUCAUCUUAGUGACCAACAUAGUAACCAUAGCUUCAGCAAUUGCAAUAGUUACAUCCCUUCCAAAAGAACGCCUUUACAAGUACCAGAGUUGCUACGAAUCAUUUUUUCUUUUCUCAGUCCUCACUGCCUCCGGUUCUCAGUAGGACCUGUCUGCCGUCAAUGGUACGACAUCUCAAAGGCAUGGCAACUAGCUAACUCGGUUGUGACCUGGACGGAGAUCUGGCAAGAGGGUGAAACACUUCAGGAACAAGUUCUUCAACAAAUUGAUAACGGUGCUCAACACUUGGUCAUGAAGACAUUGGGUUUAAGUACCUAUUAUAAAACUCAUCCAGAGAGCUGGACUGGGCUUUUAGAGCAUCUCCAACUCUUGUCUACACCUGUGAAUGACCAACAGCAGCAACAACAACAAUACCGACGAUAUCUCCAGAUUAAAGAUCUUAAACUCGAGGGGAUUCUGGAAGCGGAAGCACAUCUAUUCCCAUUGUUAACUAUUAUUGGUUAUCAACUGACGUGUAUUGAAGUUGAUCAUGUCCGAACAAAUCAGAUCCCUAUCAACAAGAUUUUAUGUCUCUGUCCACAGCUACUCACUUUUCGUUGGAUCAACAGCAGAGGCAUGGCUGCAUACUAUGGAGCAGCUAUAUUACAGGAAGAACAAGAUCAAGGCGAAAAAAACGAAAACGAAGACGAAAAAGAAAAUGAAGAAGAAGAAGAAGAAGAAGAAAGAAAUGAGGAUAAAGAGGCAAAAUCAAUGACAACAGCAAUAGAAGCAAUAGAACUACCGGCUCGCCUUCGAUUACGGUCGCUCACUCUAGGAUUCAUGUUUGUGGAAAGAACAGCAUUGAAAAGAUUAUUACAAGCCUGUCCAGAUUUAGAAGAACUUUGUUUAAAACGACUUCAACGAGGCAGGAUUCAUCUCUUGGAUGGAUUUCCUUAUCUCAGCACUCAAUAUGCCUCCUCAUUAUUCGAAGGCAUGUUCCUUUCUGACCUCACAGCCUCCUGUCCUAAACUAGUCAAGGCCCAUUUCUCAGGGGGUCUACAUGACGGUUGGGCGCAACGGACACCCUCUCAAGUGGAUGGUAUAUUUGAGGAACUCGCUUGUGUGAAACAUUGGAGUUUUUGGUCGAUGGAUUUUACUCGAGCAACUUAUCUUGCUUUCCUUAAGAGACAACAAUCUCAACUAAUGGAUCACACUCUGACAACCCUGGAAAUCAUAGAUACUAACUCUGUCGGGGAUUGGUGUGGAAAUUUGCUUCAUUCUUUUCUGUGUGAGGCGAGGCAGCUACGACACCUCAAGGCCCCUCAUGUCCAGUUUUCAAUUGCUUGGUUUGACAUUGAAGAGAUCUUGGAUGAUCCGGAAGAAACGCCAGAAUAUCAUGGCGAUACUAUCAUGAUGGAUAUGAGUGGGGCUCUGCAUAUGAAUUCGCAUACGGACACGAACUCAGACAUGGACACAAUCAAUUCUUCUUCAUCAUCUUCUUCUCCUCCUUCUCCUCCUUCUCGUCAUUGCAAAAAGAUCUGGGCCUGUCGCAAUCUAUCCACUCUUCAAAUCGCCUGCGCUGGCCGUAGCUGGGAUAGGAGCCGGCGUGACCUUGCUGCUAGAGACUGUCGAAUCAUGUUUGGGUACUUGAGUAAAAUGGUACCUAACCUAGAGGAGUUAUCUCUAAGAUUGCCCAAGAUACCUACUUUGGAUUUGGGCACAGGACUCUGUCUGUUGACAAGGAUGCACAAGCUUGAACGGCUGGAGAUCAAGUCAAUAGAGGAAAUCAGAUCACCAAUCCCAUGGAAUGUCGAUUGGAUUCAGAAACGUCUCUCAACUGCACAAAAAUUGAAAUUGCGGUUACGACUCACGCAGGCUUCUUUCAAGCAAGACUUCGCUUCAAACAGCCAUUCCAAAGACGCUUUUGAACCGAACAUUGCUACAGAUAAUCGAGAUUCUCUAAAAUCCCACGACGGACAGGAACAAACUAUAUUAUCCAACGAUGUUUUGGCUUCUUCCUCUUCUUCCCUUUCUCACCCAGACUACAUAAUCGAUGGAGUCGAUACACGGAAUAUAGGGUGUUGGCAAGACAUUGUGAGUUUACUGCAGGAUCGAAUGAACAAUGAUUGGUGCUGUUGGCCCCGGAUGGAACAUAUUGACAUUGGUUCGGAUGAUGGCGUAUCCGACUGUUCAAAUUCUCUCAACAAGUUGAUGGACGCUAUCAAGAAGUAUCGGCCUACGAUCAAUGUUGUACGUUCUAAAAUCACUCCACCCAAACCUUCAGGUGUCAUCAUUAAUAGGCCCUGGAAAUGCGGCAAGGGCCGACUAUUUUGAACAAUAAACGAG